This is a messenger RNA of Argiope bruennichi, 2325 nucleotides long. RefSeq lists its product as uncharacterized. The transcript is spliced from 2 exons. NCBI's taxonomy places the organism in Eukaryota, Metazoa, Arthropoda, Arachnida, Araneae, Araneidae. The record is from RefSeq and is a predicted model, not a curated record. The coding region runs from base 1 to 2325 and encodes 774 amino acids.
AUGUCGAUGCCGGAUGAAACUGCAAACAAAAUGGCGCAACUCAAGCGAAAACGGAAAACUAUUCGCGUUACGUCUAUUAAUAACGUUGAUAUUAUAACUCCCAAAUUUACUCAUCUACAAACUGCUCGAGUAUAUGUAAUUGGCCCAACUGGUAAAACAAAAGUAACGCGGUGUCUCUUAGACGGUGGGAGUCAGUCUAGCUUCAUUCAUCCUAAUUUGAUCGACUUCCUGCAACUGGAAAUCACUGGCUCAGAAAAAUUGAACCUUCAAGCAUUCGAAUACAUUUUAACAAACACUGAAACGAGACGGAAGGUCAAAUUUAUCUGGUCAAGUAUUUGGAGCAACUCAAAAAUAAAUAUACAAGCAUUUGAAAGUUCAAAUACUUAUGCCUUUCAUCCAUCUACUCCCCAACCUGUCUCUUCUUUUGCUCAUAGUCAAAAGUUGAAACUUGCUGAUCCAUCAGACAGCUUAAACGACUUACCAAUAGAAAUUCUGAUAGGUGCUGAUUUUUAUUGGACUAUAGUGCAUACUAAAUCUCCUAUUAGACUUUCUGCGACUCAUGUGUUAAUACCUACAGUAUUUGGAUGGAUUCUUUCCGGCAACCGUUCGUUCACUACAAAAGCAUAUUCUUCUGUUUCUUCAGUUCUCAACAUUAGCUCAGAAACUUUGGUACGUGAUGUGGACGACCACGUGAGACGAUUUUGGGACUUGGAAACAAUUGGCAUUAAAACUAUGCAAGACAAAGGGAUGACUAUUCGUAAUUCUGAAAUUUUAAGUGAUUUUCACAAUUUAUUUUGCAAAGUUGAUGGCCGCCGUGUUGUAAAGUUACCAUGGAAACCAGAGGUGAUUCUUUCAUCGAAUAAUUACGAAAUAGCACUCAAACAAUUUCAAAUACUCCGUAACAAACUCUUUACUCAUUCAGACUUAAGAGAUAUUUAUACAGAACAGAUGCAAAAUUAUAUCGAUAACCAACAUGUUGAACUUGCCGAUAAUAGUCCUUGCAACGAAUCAAAACUAUUUUACUUGCCUCAUCAUAUAGUGAAAAAAACAAAAGAAUGGCGAAUUGUAUUUGACGCUUCUUCUCAUACACCAGGACAUCCUUCCUUAAAUGAUGCUCUUGAGCAGGGUCCGAAUUUGCUUCCAGAAAUAUUUGCAACAUUGUUACGAUUUCGACUUCACAAAUUCGCAAUCACGAGCGACGGACGUCAAGCAUUCUUGCAACUUAUUUUGGAUGAAGAGGAUAGAAAUUGUACUAGGUUCCUGUGGUUUAGAACAGAAAAGGAUGCAAACGGAAAAAUACAUUUGCUAAAUGAAAUACUUACUUAUCGUUUUUCACGUUUACCUUUUGGAUUGACUUCUAGUCCCUUUUUGCUUUCUGCCACUCUUCGGGAAUUAGCUAAUAUGCACUCUGAUUCCUACCCUACUGCAGCUAAACACCUGGAGAAUAAUAUUUUCAUGGACGACUUUGUUAUGGGAGUGGAUACUGCUGAACAAGCAACAACUCUUUAUCAAGAAAUGCAAGAUUUAAUGACACAAAUAGGUUUACCUCUGGCUAAAUGGAGUACAAACUCCAAGAACCUACAGGCUAUUUGGGAACUAAUGGAUAUCAUCUUUAAAUGCAAUACGCAAGUAUUAGAAAUUAAUUGGAAUACCAAAGAAGACGUGUUUCAUACAGAUAUAAACGAAAGUGUUUAUCAGUUUGCUGUUCCUGCAACAAAACGUUUACUUCUUAAAAUUGUAUCAAAGUUGUAUGAUCCUUUAGGCCUCUAUGUACCAGCAGUAGUAGUUGGAAAAAUUCUUUUUCAAACCACGUGGCUCAUGGGAGUUCAAUGGGACGAAAUUCUUCCUCCAGACAUUGCCGCAAGCUUUAACAGAUGGGUAUCUGAAAUAUCAUCUUUAAACAAGAUACAUAUUCCUCGCUGGAUUGGAAUUUCUGCUACUUCUCACAUGAGUAUCCAUGUCUUUUGCGAUGCUUCGGAAAAGGCCUAUGGUGCCGCAUUAUACAUUUGUUUCACUGAGCUUAACGAAACAAAGGUUCGCCUAGUUUGCAGUCGCAAAAGACUUUCUCCACUUAAAAAGGUGACACUUCCACGGUUAGUGCUUUUGGCAGCCUUACUAGGAGCUCGUUUACUUCACUAUUUUUGCAAGGAAACUGGUUUAGAUAAUCAAACAUCAACACUUUGGAGUGAUUCAACUGUUGUAUUAAAUUGGAUGAGAAAUGGUCCUAAUCGAUGGCCGGGAUGGAAGAAUUCGAACCUGCAUCCUUCGUGUCAAUGGGAAGGAGAUUACCCGUCCAAUUCAACUGGUCAUACCUCUAGAGGUUGA